AUGUGGACGAGCCCACGUGAUCGGUUCCUGCAGGCGGAGAUCGACUCUGUGGAUGGCCUCCUCAAUGGCUUGCUGUGUCCUAACUGCAGUUGGCGCUGGAGUCCAGCCGUGGCAGAUACAGCCAUCUUGUACAGGUCCUCCGACGGGCCAGCUCUCUCCCGAGGCAGGAGACAUCAGGGCAGUGCUGACAUUGAAGAGUUGCCGCCCUCCAUUGCGCUCUGCAGCACUUGGCUGAAGAAGAUAGAUGUGGAGAUGAAGGGCCUUUGGCUGCUGUUGCCUCUAGCGGAUGCCGCAAUGCGGCGGGCCCUGGUGGUCGUGGACAUGACUGUAGAGCAGGUUGCGAACAUCUCUUACAGAAAGAAGGAGGUCAUUAGCACCAUCAGAAACCUAGCGCAGAAUGGGCAGUUCGAUGCAUUGAUCGAUUCGCACCUUUGGUUCGAGAAAGGUGGCCCACCCUCCUCCCUGGCAGAAAUGUACCCGGACAUCGGCCGGGCAGGGACUCUUGGUGCCGAGCUGAUCCCUGAGUUGCAGGGCCUAGGACUCGAGUUUGUGAAAAAGUAUCAGUAUUCUUGCUUUGGUGGCGGUGCCGACCUGGAACGCUACCUUCGCGAACGCAAGAUCGACGAGGUGGUCAUCACCGGCAUAAACACGGACUACUGUGUUUUGGCGACGGCUCUUGACUCGUUCUAUGCCUUGUAUCAGACGAGGGUAGUGGAAUCUGGCGUAUCCUCAUUCAAUGGACGAGCAGGACAUCUGGAAGGAGUGCGGAGUAUCCACAGAUUUCUGGGAGAUAUUGUGGUGGGCGCGGAGGAAUUCUUGCCUGGCAAGGAAGCGGUGACCAUCCAAGAGUGA
Messenger RNA from Symbiodinium necroappetens, 852 nucleotides. NCBI's taxonomy places the organism in Eukaryota, Dinophyceae, Suessiales, Symbiodiniaceae. The record is from the annotation of a GenBank genome assembly.